Molecule: messenger RNA, 1077 nt
Organism: Closterium sp. Naga37s-1
Lineage: Eukaryota; Viridiplantae; Streptophyta; Zygnematophyceae; Desmidiales; Closteriaceae
Source: the annotation of a GenBank genome assembly
AUGAUGAACUUCUUUGGCGGCGGCUCGUCAGAGGAACAGUCGAACGCGAACGCUGAGGGAGGCGAUUCGUACGGCGCGGAGAAGCUCUCUCUGAAUGAGGAGACCGCUUACGGGUCCUCGGGUCAGACAUCCGAGGGGUAUGUGACGGAGAGUGUGGUUAAGAAAACUGGCUAUGGGGGGGAGGAGUCUGAGGGGUAUGGCGCCAAGGAGAGUGGGGGGUAUUCGGGUGAUAACAAUGAGGGGAACAAUGCGGAGGGAGGGAGCGGGUAUAACGCGGAGAGCGGCAGCGGGUAUAAUGCGGAGCAGGGCAGCGGGUAUAACGCGGAGAGCGGCAGUGGGUAUAACGCCGGGGGGGGCAGCGGGGAUAACGAGGAGCGUGGAAGCGGGUAUAACGCGGACGGGGGCAGCGGGUAUAACGCGGACGGGGGCAGCGGGUAUAACGCGGACGGGGGCAGCGGGUAUAACGCGGAGCGGGGCAGCGGGUAUAACGCGGAGCGGGGCAGCGGGGAUAACGCGGAAGGAGGCAGCGGGUAUAACGCCGAGAGCGGUAGCGGGUAUAAUGCGGAGCGGGGCAGUGAGGACAACACGGAGGGGGGAAGCGGGUAUAACGCGGAAGGGGGAAGCGGGUAUAACGCCGGGGGGGAUAGCGGGGAUAACACGGAGCGUGGAAGCGGGUAUAAUGCGGAGGGGGGCAGCGGGUACAACGCUGACGGGGGCAGCGGAUAUAACUCGGAGCGAAGCAGCGGGGAUAACACGGAGGGGGUUAGCGGAUAUAACGCGGACGGGGGCAGCGGGUAUAACGCGGACGGGGGCAGCGGGUAUAACGCGGAGCGAAGCAGCGGGUAUAACGCGGACGGGGGCAGCGGGUACAAUGCAGAUGGGGGCAGCGGGUAUAACGCGGACGGGGGAAGCGGGUAUAACGCGGACAGGGGCAGCGGGUAUAACGCGGAGGGAGGGGACGCGGCUCUGGCGGGGAGUCGGGCGAGGCGGCUUCGGUUGAGCCAGCGGAUGAGAAAGUCGAAGACGCGGGCGCGGAAGCGAGUGGCGGGAGUGGUGUUAGUGCGAACGGGAAGGUAG